Molecule: messenger RNA, 6395 nt
Organism: Musca domestica (house fly)
Lineage: Eukaryota; Metazoa; Arthropoda; Insecta; Diptera; Muscidae
Gene: bnl
Exons: 5
Coding region: 2810-5875 (1021 amino acids)
Biological process (GO): animal organ morphogenesis; positive regulation of protein phosphorylation; cell differentiation
Cellular component (GO): cytoplasm
Molecular function (GO): growth factor activity; fibroblast growth factor receptor binding
Source: RefSeq, a predicted model, not a curated record
GGGUAAACGAUAGCAGCGACGACCAUAACCGAACCGAAUGUGCCGAACGUAAUGCGAGCAUUUUCAGUUUGAAUUUAGAUACGAAAGCAUUUGGGAGUAUCUCGAAGAUACGCGGUUGAUGAAAAUAUACAACAACAAUAAAACACACACACAAAUCUAUUACAACAUUAAAGCCAAGCAUUACAAAAUCAACCAACAAUUCUAAGUGAAACGGCUGGAAGUUGGAAAAAUACGUUACUACGAAGAAAUUUUGAAUUUUAAUUUCGUAAAGACGAAACUUGGAAAAUAAACUCAAAUAUUUUUUUUUGACAAAAAAAUUGAAAAAAAAAAAUUAACGAAAAUUGUGAAUUAAAAAAAUAAGUAUUUUAAUUUUUUCUUUGGGGAAAAAUUAUAAAACAACGUGGGCGAUUAUGUUAACGGCAAAUCUUACUUAGAGCGGAAAAAGUGCGUGCGUUCGUUCGUUCCUGCGUGCGUGCGUGCCAUUAGCAAAGUUUAGUGAAGAGUGCUUUUGUGAAUGAUCGGUGAAAAUUAUGCUGCUGAUCCUCAACAUUGCCAAAAACCGCCAAACACCGCAACUCUUUCUCUCGCCGUGAGUUACGUGAAAAAUAGCAACAAAUUCACGGCGGAAACAUGUUGGGCCAGCCGCCGCAAAACCCCACCGAAUAAAUCCCAAAAACAAAUCUAACUUAACCCAGUAAAGAAAAGAGCAAAUCUCGAGUAGUAAAACAUAUAUUUCGUUUUUUUUUUCCUGCCAAGAGACCCCAAACAUGGGCGCUUCACUCACCAAACACCAGCACCGCCAGCAGCAGCAGCGGCUCUCGCUGCUGUCAAAUUAUUAUCGGUCGCAAUUUCGAUUUCAGUGAGCGAAUGUGUGUCUUAUGGUGCGGCCGCAAACUUUUACGAAUUACGAAACGCUAAUUGUUUGCUGAUAGUGAGUGGUACGAAAAAACAACAACAACAACAACAACGCCAGCAAAGAAUCAAAAAAAAAGCGCUAAUCUGUCGCAAACGAAUACCGCGCUAUCUGCCAUGUGAAAAUCUUCACAAGAAGUGUUUCUCGUAACAAGUGAUUUCAUGAAUGAAUGAAAAAAGAAAAAUUUAUCGCAAGUGCAGUGGAGGAAUAUCCUGGCUGGCUCUCAGGCCCGGCUGCAGUUGUUGAAAAAUAAACAAGUGAAAAAUUACAAUUUUCCCCGAGAAAACCGCGAGUCAUUAUUGUGUCGAACCGAACAAAGUCAAACACCUUCUAAUGGACUACGUGCGCUUUGACAAACCGCAAAAUACAAAAAAAAAAAAAUAACGCAACGAUAAGCAGAGCAAAACAAUUUUCCGGUUUUUGUGUCAAUUAAUAAAAAAAAAAAGAAAUAAAAAAUAAAAAUUUGCCAAAAAAAGUUUGAAUUAUCAGAAAAAAAUCUUUUACGCAAAUACAAGCCCCCCCGCCACCCAACCAAUCGAUACGAUACGAAUUUGAAAUGUGUCCAAAGCCAAUGAAAACAAGAUAAUCACAGAGCCAUUAAUUAAUACCCCAAAAUACAACUCCAAAACAACAUCGACAACAACAACAAAAAAGUGAAAUCGUUACAAUUUUAAUUCAAUUAUUUUUUUCUUGUUCGAAAAGUCAAAAGAAAAUCAUCGAUUUUCAUCUGUGGCAAUGUUUGAAACAAAGCAGUUAAAUGAAAUCGAUUUUGAAAAUUUUGAAAUAACCAAAAGGAAGAAAAAAAUUAUUAUUAUCAAGAGAAAUAAGUGAAAAAAAAAAUAUUGAAGAGUACAAAAAAAGUGUUUGAUUGAUUUGGAAAAAAAAAAUAAAUAAAUAAAAGAAAAACAUCGAAGCCUCAACUUUAAUGAAAGAAAUAUAUUCUUCAACAUUUUGCCAAUAAAUCGGAGGAAAAAUUAAUAUUUACAAAAAGCUACAACGACCUUCACCGGGUGGAAGAGGACUAUGAAAUAACAUCACGGCUUAAAGGAAAUAUUUCUGUGCAAAAAAAAUACUUAUUAUCGGCAUCACUUUCUAAAACGACAGCAAUCGAAGAUAAAGUGAAUAUUUAAACGACAGAAAAGCGGUAGCGUCGGCCCGCCUUAGUUGCCGUUUAUCGGUCACGCUCGUGUCAUUCAAAUGUACCGUAAAAUGAAAACGACAGUUGAAUUUGAAAAAUGCAUUAUCAACGCGGAAGACGAAGAUGAAAAUCAUAAACGAUUUUUCAAACUCAACUGUGAAACUUUGGUGAUGUACAAAAGAUAUGCCCAAAAUAUGGUAACCUAAGUUCCAACCUAAGUCAGGAGAAAAAAGUCAAGUGAGCAAAAAAAAAAAAAGAAAACGAAACGAUAAAUACAUUAAAGAAGUUAAUAAUAAAUACAACGAAAAAUAAUUAAUAAUAAAGAAAUAGUGUCAAAGAGCAACAAAUCAAUAAAGUCAUAAUUCAAGUCAAGCAAAACAAAAAAAUAUUGGAAAAAAAUAAUUAAAGCAAAAAAAAAAAGAAAACAAGUUUUAAAUUAAAUUAUUUAACAAUUUCGAUUUCGCACAAUUAACAAGGGGAGUUACGUGGUACGCAAUCGACAACCAAGACAACAGCAGCAACAACAACGGCAACAGGUAGCAGCGUGGCUUGGCCUACAGUGUUGCAUUGUUGUUUACUUCUCCGAUCAUUGUUAACGAACAAUUAACAACAGCAGCAACAACAUUUCUUGUUGUUUUUUGGGCGUGCAGCGUUCAACAACAACCACCACGACAAUCGGCAAUCAGUUCAGCGGCACGGCUCAACGACGUUGUCAUUAUCCAUUCACCACCAACAACCACCACCAUUAGCCUAUACAAAUGCGAAGAAACCUGCGUUUAGACUGGAGGGCCCUGGCACUGUUGGGUGCCCUCCUCUCGAUUAUUAUCGAUUGGCCGGGCUUAAUGUAUGCCAUGCCAACAAUUUUGCCACCCUUGGCACUGGCUGCACCAGCAACAGACACCUUAAAUGUGAUUAAAAACGAUAAAAUCUUAAAUGUCUUGAAUCCUUACGAACAUGACACCGCGAUGCAUGUUCAGCCUAGUGUAAAGGACGAAUUUAACGUCUACGAGUUGUUGUUAACAACAACAAAUCGGCCAUUUAGUGAUUUACAAGAAACACAACGAACGACAACCCCAGAAGGGAGGAUAGCUGAAGAGGAUAUUUCCGUUUCCACAAUGGAAACGCUGGAAAUGCAAACGGAACGACGACAUCAUCACCAGCAGCAGCAGCAGCAGAUGAUGAUGAUGAAUGAGAAGGAAGAGAAGGAGGAGGCAAACGAGAAUCUAAAUAGUAUUAGUCAAAACGAUAUUGAUCGUAGAACAACAACCAUCACAACCACCACGCAAGAAGCAUCAGUGGAUAAUGUAAGCGAUUUACAGAGUCCACCAGAAGUCAGUAAAGAAGAGGAAGAAGCAGCAGUGUCAUCAACAAAUACUCAUAUCAUGGACUCAUGGACAACCAGCACCCAGCCACCAACCACAAUUCCGCCAUUCCCAUCAACGACGACCACCGAAUCAUCAGCCCAAAUACAAUCGACAUUAAUGCCCAGCACCGUUAUCGAUAACGAUAAUGCCAGCCUUACCAAAGAAAACAAAACAAAGGCCCAGAGCUCAGAUGUACGUUCCAUAUUUCAGUUCUCUUCGUCACAUCAUCUGGCCAUAUUGUCCAGAACAGAGCGUAGCAUACGUUCCUCAUCAUCAUCUUCAGUGAAUGCCAAAAAUACAAGUGGUCCCACGACAUCACAUUCAUCAAUGGGCAUUGGCGGCGGCGCGGUCAGUGGUCGUGGCAUUGGCUCUGGCGGGUCUGGUCUGGUGCGACGUUCAUCCGAUAUGGGUGGCAUGAAAACCAAAAGACUGAAUAAUUCUAGACAUUUACAUACUAAAAAUAAUUUGGAUCGCAAUGAACGUUCAACGGUGUCCCAUCUGUCGGGUCCAUCGCGUAAAAUACAAUUGUAUAUAAAAAAUCGCUUCUUACAACUGAUGCCGGAUGGUACGGUCAAUGGAACGCCAGAUGAUCAAAGUGAAUACACAAUACUACAACGUUCUACUGUGGAUGUGGGGCGUAUUAAAGUUCAAGGCGUUGCCACUUGCCUGUAUUUAUGCAUGGAUCCAUGCGGUGCUGUGUAUGGCUCGAAAGAGUUCACCGACGACUGUGUCUUCAAUGAAAACAUGGAACAACACAACUACAACACCUAUUCGUCCACCUACAACUCGAAUUCAAGGCGAAAAUACUAUUUGGCAUUGAAUCGCCAUGGCGAACCGAGAAAACUGCAAAUACCACCCACCCGUUCGCUGGGCAAACUGGCGACCUAUACGAAUGCCAUUACCGAAGCGGUGCCGCAAGAGCGUGUCGAACAGCUGAUUGCAAAGAAUUUCGGGGCGAAUCGCAUCAAGCAUGGCAUACGUCAACUCUGUGAUACUGGCAAACCAUUGAUCGAACUGAUCGAUAGUAAAAACUUUAAAGCACAUCCGAAGUGCAAUCCAAACAGUAGUAGUAGUAGUAGUAGCAAUAGCAAUAGUAAUAGCAAUAACAAUAGUCAUAACACAGCUAGCAGUAAUAAAAAUAGUAAACAUAAUUUAAAUAGCAGUAGUCAUAGUCUAGGCAAUAGCAAUAGUGGCCAAUUAUUGAACAACGUUCCUGCUGCCAAUGAUAAAACUAAAUUAAGCAAUAGCUCUAGUUCAAGUGGUAGAAAUAGUAAUAGCAACAACAGCAACAACAAACCAGAAACAAAUCAGCGCAAUAGCAGUAGUAGUAAUAGCAGUAGCAGUAGUAAAAACAAUAGCCACAGUAGUAUUAGCAAUAGUCAAAAUAAUGGCCAUAUUAGCAAUAGCAGUAGUAAUAGUAAUAGCAAAACAACAACAGCAACGACGACAGCAACAACAAAUGGUAGUAAUUCGAAAGGCAGAGGGAAGAAGCUGCGCAAGUGUCGUCCACAUGAAAAUGAGGAGGAACACAAUUGCCAGCGUAGGCCACAGGCAUUGCAGAAGCAAGGCAAACAGAAACGGUGCAGGGAACUAAUGCUGAAACAACAACAGGAGGGUAUCACAGACAUCGUAUUGCCGCCCAUGUGCAAAAAGAAGGGCCCCAAGAAACAGGGUGCCAAGAACAAGCGUCCUGCCGGCGAGGGUCGUAACAAGAAUGGCCUGGGCACCGAUGGCUUGGGUCCCAACAACAGAAGAGGGAAAAAGCUAAGUGGAGGCCUGGGCAGUGGCGGUGCUGUGCCGGCAACGGGUGGUGGUCGUCAGGCCGCCAAACAAAAUGGUGGUAAUGGCGGCAAUGGCGCUGGUGGUGCAGGCGCCGGUGGCCAAAAGAAGAAACAAAAGAAUCCCAAACGGGGUGGAGGAACGGCUGGCGGCACCGGUGUCAAUGGCAAAAAUAAAAAGCAACAAAAAACUACCACAACGACAACCGAAAGAACCUCUACAAGCCCCUCUACCUCAACGCUUGAGUCAAGCUUUUGGGAAACCUCAUCCCUGAUGCCGUCAUCGACUCUCUUCGACACAUACGAUCCACAUGCCGAGAGUACAAGUGAUCGUGGCGAUCGUGAGCAACGCAACGUAAGAUACUCCAAUUCCAUGGAGGAGUCCAUGGAAGUGUCCUCAGAAGACACCUCAGCGGCCGCUGAGGACAAUGAGAACGAAGACGACGAUGAUGGCUACACUGGUGAUGGCGAGGAAGAUGCCAGCUAUGAAGAUGAUUCAUUUGUUUCGAGCAGCAGCAGCAGUCUCACGCCUCAUGCUGAGGCAGACAUAGCAAAUCCCCCCAUAGCGGGGGGCGCUGAUGAUUUCCUGUAUUACGACACCCUUGAUGUCCUACCCAUUGGCCUUUGGGAAUUGAUAGCUGGCAUAUGGAUACUCGUCUGGAGUCUACAAGUAAUCAGCUGAUAGUAAAUUUGUCCUGCUAAAGUGCUACGGGUACCUAGGUUUUCAUGAUUAUGUUUAUUAUUAUUGUUUUAUAAUCGCAUAUUCUAAAGAGAAAUGUUUUUAAAAAAGAAAAAAAAUAUUAUUGUAUUAUAAUCACAUAUUCUUAAGUUCAUAGCUACUAUAUAUAAUUGAAAUGCCAUACUAUUAUUAUAAAUUGUAACGCAAUGUUCCUGCUUUUAGUGUUUUUUUUUUAUAAAUUCUUAUAAAUGUUGUAUGUAUGUUAUUAUAUUUUGUAUAUAUCUAGUAUUAUUACAAAUUUUAAAGUCAACAUAUUUGUACUCAUACAUACGAUCACUUUACGAGAACGUCUAGGAAGAAAACCGAACUGUACAUACUGUACAAACGAUUUAAAAUAUUUCUUAACAUUUUCUCUCUCUAUAUACUUUGCAAUGGUAUAGAGAUUUAGGAAAAUGCCAAGAAACAUAACGAACUACAUUAAUAUAUGUAUUUAUUUUUUAUGUUAUUAUUAUUGCUUUUUAGU